AAUUUGUGCUGUGCAUUUUCUACAGCUGUGGAAUAUUGCAGUUCAAGCUGAAUCUAGUAAUGGGUAGUUUUUGAAAAUACUAAAAUUUCUUUCUGCGGAGAAAUCUGAUGGAGUUGUGUUGUAUUUAUUAGAGACGAUUGUUGUUUGUUUUCUGGGUUUCCAUUAACAUUGUUUGCUUUGAUGCUACUUUCAUUGGUGACCAGGUGUAUCUGGGGCUUUAUGCCUGUAGCCCUAUGCAUAUUACCUAAUUUUAUGACUUGAUUAUGUGGUAUUGGUGGACUCCUUAGUAGAAUGGGAUUAGUGUUUGUUUGGCAUUCUUUCUCUUUUUCUCUAGCGUUGGGAAGGCCUUGUCUUCCACUUCAGCUCAAUGAGGUUGUACGUUGAGGUGUUGAAGACACCAGUUUUUGGUGGUUAUGUUGCAUCAAAUAAUUACAGAAUGUUGCUUUCAGAUUCAAACGGAUUUAGAUUCUUAAAAUAUUUGUAUGGGGUUUCUUUAAUUUGGUUAGAUUCAUGAGCUUAUGUUAGUUUCAUGAUUAUUGAACAGAACGCAAUUGGAGAUAAAUUGACCCCCCACAAAAAAAUUUAUAAUAUAAAAUAAACUCUCUAAUAUUUAAAUAUCUUUCUACCUUUUUUUCUUUUACGACCAUUUUCUUUUAUUUCUGUAUACUUACAACUAAAGUAUCAUAUCAUUUUCUUAAUUCGAAUGCAACCUAAAAGUUUUGGAAAUUACAGUAAGUGAUUGGCAAAUUAGUCAGUUUGGAGAAGAGAAGAUGGUAACUGCAACAAGAGAGGUUAUUGGAAGAUGCUAAUUCACAGUUCUUCUCCAAGAUGAAUGCUAAAAUUAGAAGAUUAUGUUUCUUCUUCUCCUUGGUGUGUGGAGUAUUAGUCUGACUCCAAUCUUUUUUCUUAUAUUAGCUGUUGUCUGGAAUUAUCCUUUGUCUUCUUUCUCACUAUUUCCCCCUUCCUUCCUUCUUACUCUUUCUAUCUCUCUCUCUGUCUCUCUCUCUGUCUCUAAUGAGUUCUCUUGAAACCAUAUGGCACUUUUUCUCCUCAAGAUGGUUACUCCUCUUUUGAACAGUGGUCUCUGAUGGGAUUUCCACUACUACUCACCAGGGAUGCUAGGAAGAUCACCGGUUUCUCCCCUGUUAACCCUUGAUUCUGGAAUAAGUUUAAGCUUUUUAGGUCCUGAUCUUGCAACAGCUGCACGUAAUGUGAAAUUCUGCGGCGCUCUUUCAUCAAACACAUUCCAGGGAGCUUGGACCUCUCAUUUGUCUCCUAAGAAGUGGAUAGUACAUUCUACUGCACAGAUUGAUAAUUUAGCUUUGAAUGAUGAACAGAAAAAGACAUGGGAAGCAUGCAGAGAAGCUCUGUCUGCAUUUGAGUUCAGUGCUCAGGAGAAAGACAAGAUACUAGGAAAAGCAUUCGGGCACGUGCAUUCACCUUACUGGGGCGAAGAACGAAAACAGCAGGUUCCAGAUAUUGAAAUUGUCAGUGGCAUAAUAGAUUACUUGAGGAGCCUUGGCCUUUCUGAUGAUGAACUUUACAAGGUGGUCAAAAAAUUUCCUGAAGUUCUUGGAUGUAGUCUCGAGCACGACUUGAAGAACAAUGUAAAAAUACUCGAAAAGGAUUGGGGGAUAAAAGGAAAAACGUUGCGAAACCUUCUUCUUCGAAAUCCAAAAGUAUUAGGUUACAAUGUUGACUGCAAGGGAGAUUGCAUGGCUCAAUGCACGCGGUGCUGGGUUAGGUUCUAGCUUAGUCUCAGUGUCAUUAUCAUUCUUUCUUAUAUUAAAGGGAUUAUUGCACAAUUUUCUUCCUUGUCAUGUAUAUUAUCUCAUUCAAUGGAGUUCCAUGAAUAAAUUUGUACCAUUUCUAA
Ricinus communis (castor bean) is the source of this 1873-nucleotide messenger RNA. RefSeq lists its product as uncharacterized. The record is from RefSeq and is a predicted model, not a curated record. NCBI's taxonomy places the organism in Eukaryota, Viridiplantae, Streptophyta, Magnoliopsida, Malpighiales, Euphorbiaceae. The transcript is spliced from 3 exons. The coding region runs from base 1116 to 1751 and encodes 211 amino acids. Gene Ontology annotation, molecular function: double-stranded DNA binding. Gene Ontology annotation, biological process: regulation of DNA-templated transcription.